Molecule: messenger RNA, 2878 nt
Organism: Meloidogyne enterolobii
Lineage: Eukaryota; Metazoa; Nematoda; Chromadorea; Rhabditida; Meloidogynidae
Source: the annotation of a GenBank genome assembly
UAUUUAAUAAAUUCUUUUGAAGUAUUUCUUUCUCGAUCAAUUUUUUGUGGGGACUUGGAUGGAUAUUUUUAUUUUGAAGAAAUUUUACGCUUUUUUCUUCCCUCGCUGAUUUUCUUUAUUUUUUCUCCCUUUGUGUCCACUUUUAUUGUCCACAAAAACCUUAACACUACACAUUUAUUUAUUUAAAAAUUAAAGAAAAAAUAAUUCUUUUAUAUUUUUAUAUAAAAAAAUGCCUUUGGAUCUAGUCAAACCAGAUAAUGAGCAAUUAAUUCCAGAAUUAUUGGCCGCUCUUAAACCAAAAAGUUGUAAAUUAGUUCCAGCACCCGAUUUAAAUUCGGCGUCUUUUAAUUUAGAAACAGCUCGGUUUGGACAGCAAAUUUAUAUUAUGUCAGAUUCUUUUAAUUUUGAAGAAGCAAAAAAACAAUUAACAGGAAAUGUUCAAUUACUUACAACUAAAGAUGGUUAUCAUAUUUUUACUGAUGGUAGACCAGCAAUAGAAGUAAUAUAUCUUUGUUUAAUUGAUAUAAUUGAAUGGAAAUUACCUGUAAAAUUAUUAUUAAAUAAACUUCUUGGAAAUGAAAAUUGGGAAAUGGUUUAUGCUGAAAAAUGUUCCUCAUCUUUUUCUGAAUGUAAAAGUCCAGCAACUACAGAUUUUGGACUUUUAAGAGUGCAAAAAUUGGAAGAAAAUAUUAAUGAUGAUGAGAAAGAAUUAAAAAAUAAAGAGAAAAAGCAAGUUGAGGUUUGGUUAACUCCAGUAAAUCAAUGUAUUCCUAAAAAAGUAAAGAAAAAAGUUUUACGUAAAGUUCCAAAAAAGUCAGUCAAGAAUGGAUUAAUUAUACAAAAUGAUUUAAAAAAUAAUUACGAAAGUAAUAGUAGUGAAAGUAGAGAACAAACACCUUCACAAACAACUACUAGUGAAGAAAUAUCAAUCUCUAAUAAUGGAAAUAAAAAUGAAAUAAAUGGAGAUUCAAAAUUUUCAAUUCAAAAUGGAAAAACAGAAAAUUUAACUAAUGGAACUGUUGGCCGUAUAGCUAAUAAAUUUAAUGGAAUGGCUAGUGGAGAACAACAAAAAAAUAAUAUUUCAAAUAAUUUAAAUAAUUAUUCAUCUUCUUCCUCAAUUAAUCAGCGUUCUAGAAGUCAUUCUUUGGAAGAAAAAGAACAAAAUGAAAAUGUUAAAUCAAAUUCGUCUGCUGAAAAUAGGCGUUAUAGCAAUCCAACAAAUAUAUUAAAUGAGGAUUAUUCAGAACAAAAAUUGGCAGAUAAUCAUCAACAACAACCAAUUUAUCUUGAAAUUCCUGUUCAAUUAAGUUUAUCUCCUACACAAACAAAAGAAAAUGAAAAUAAUAAUCACAAUAAUUUAUCUGAAAAUAUUUUGACAAAUAAUGAAGAUGAUCCUUCUCAUCGCCGUGCUUCCUUAACUGAAUCACCACCACCUCGCUCUACCGCAGAUAGUGAUUCUCCUAAUAGUUUAUCUUAUGUCUCAGCACAUGCCGAUAUAAUACAUUCUUCUAAUCGACGUCCAUGGCGAAGGGAAGACGCCCCAUCGCCUUCAACAUCCCUUAUAUUACAAAAUGCUAGAAGAAAUGUUGCCUCUAUAACUCCUACAAAUCAAAUUAUAAAUGGCCCUAUUCAUAGACUUGUUACACCUUUAGGCAGCAAUUUAUCGCCAAUUAGCAGUUGUGGGAGUGUGGAAGGACAACAAGACUUUGAUAAAGCCAUUAAUAAUAAAAAUACAAUUAGUUGCACCGAUUCUCGUAGUUAUUACGAUGAUGAAGAAGAUGAGGAUGAAAGUACUUUAAUGUUAUUAAAUAAAGAACGUAGAGGUGCUAGUGCUGAUGAUGGAGAUGAAUUAACUAUUAUGAGUUCAAUUAGAGAAGAUCUUUCUUUACGUGAUAAUUAUCAUUCGAAUAUUACAAGAAAUCAUCAACAUUUAAAUGGAAAUAAUCGAAUAAUUAGAGGGAGACAUGGAAAACAUAAUAAUUUUAAUAAUAUUGGACAUUCACCUAGUCCUCCACUAAGAAAUUCAGCUCUAAGUCGAAGUGUUGGAAGUCGGGGAGCUUUAAGUCGUAGUCCUUCUGCUGCUGCCUCUCAUAAUCUUCAAAUGGUUCGGGGUAUGUUAGGCACUUUUAGAAUGCCUGUUCCUGCUUUACAACAAAUACUUGGAUUAUUUUCAUUUAAAGAGAUUGGAAUACUUCGACGUGUUCACCCUCAUUGGGAUGAACUUGCUGGACAAUUAUUAAAUGUAGCACAUUUUCGAUUAAUUCAAAGAGCCCAACAUUUAUUAACUGAUUGUCAACGACGAGUUACUCGAGAGCCGAGAAUGGCCCAACCAGUUAAAUUACUUACUAGAUUACAUGUUCACGCAUUAAAUCCUGUUGAUGGAAUGCGUGCUUUUAUGGAUGAAGGUGUUUUAUGUUUUCCUUAUGGUGCUUUUCUUGAUCAAGCAUUUUCUUUACUUUCUCGUAUAGAUUUAAUGAUUGAAAAUAAUUAUUUUGAUGAAGAAAAACAAGAAAAAGAAUAUAAUGAAGCAGAUAAUUUAAUGGAUAAAUUAGCAGAAAUUACAAAAAAGGCCGUUUUGCAUUACAAACAAUGGGUUGAACCUGAAGCCGAAAAAAGAAUGAGUGAACUUUAUAGAGUAUCGGCACAACAACGUUUACAAAGAAUUGACUCUUUUUUGGUUGAAAGUAGCGUUAGUAGAGUUGAAAGGGAAGCAGAAAAAAAUCGAAAUGAAAUGAGUUGGGAAAUGGAACAAUUAAAACAGCAAAAUACUCAAUUAAAAAAAGAAUCUAGAGAUUUACGGCAAUUAUGUCAACGUUUAGACCAAAGAGUUGAUGUUUUGGAAAGAAAAUUUAAAACAAUGGCUAGACUAUUACAAUAA